AAAAUUUUAAAGUUUUUGGGUUUGCUUUUUGAGAUGAUGGGAACACACGUAAUGCAGACAAGUAGUGGCUUAGUUGAGGAUAAGGAAAAGUGCACAUUCGGGAGACUGAAAAAGGGAAAGAACAGAAGAUCGCCCGAGAUCGAAUUGCCGGAAAGCGGAAUGGCGACGGCGGCGGAGCCACCGAACGGAAUUUGGGCGCCGGGAAAGCAUUAUUACAGAAUGUGGCAAACAGUGUUUGAAGUGGAUACUAAGUACAUUCCGAUCAAGCCCAUAGGUAGAGGGGCGUACGGGAUUGUCUGUUCAAGAAGGUCAACGGCGAAGAACGAAGAAGAAGAAGGGGGAGAAUGAAGAAGAAGAUAGUGAAAUGACAAUUUUACCCUCAACAGAAAAUAAUUCGAAGCAUUAAAUCAUUUUCCGGUCAAAAUUGGCCGGCAAUUUGGCCCGGAGGACCAAAAGUGUCAAAAAUUGCAUAGUUAAAGGUUU
Ipomoea nil (Japanese morning glory) is the source of this 483-nucleotide messenger RNA. RefSeq names its product mitogen-activated protein kinase homolog NTF3-like. The transcript is spliced from 2 exons. The record is from RefSeq and is a predicted model, not a curated record. NCBI's taxonomy places the organism in Eukaryota, Viridiplantae, Streptophyta, Magnoliopsida, Solanales, Convolvulaceae. Bases 34 to 348 code for a protein of 104 amino acids.